AUGAGUGAAAAGUCAACUUUUGAAUUAAAAUAUCUUUAUGCCGGUGGUGUUGCUGGUGUCGUCUCGAGAACUCUCACAGCACCACUUGAAAGAUUAAAAAUUCUAAAUCAAGUUCAACCACUAUUAGAAAACGGUACGAAAUAUAAUAGUAUAGGCAGUGGAAUCAAAACGAUUUGGCAAGAAGAAGGAUUCAUAGGACUAUUUAGAGGAAAUGGUGUCAAUGUACUCAAAGCAGGACCACAAUCUGCAAUUAGAUUCUUUUCGUAUGAAGCUUUUAAAAAUAUAAUCUCAGAAGAUAAGAAAUUAACUACUACACAACAGAUGUGGGCUGGUGCAUGUGCAGGUGUGACAUCGGUGACAGCCACCUACCCGUUGGAAGUGGUGAAAACACACCUCUCAUUACCGAUCGGAAAGUAUCCAGAGGUCAAAUCGACGUUGCAUUAUCUUGCUGUUAUUCAACGUCACGAUGGUAUCAUUGGACUGUUUAGAGGUCUAUCAGCUGCUAUCGUCAACAUAGCACCAUUCUCUGCAAUCAAUUUCACUGCAUACGAAGCUUGUAAGAAAUAUGGUACAAUUUUAUAUAAUAAAUCAUUAAAUAAUAAUAAUAAUAAUAAUAAUAAUAAUAAUAGUAAUAGUAAUAGUAAUAAUAUAUAUAAACAAACAAUAACAACAACAACAACAACAACACCACCUGUUUAUUUUUCAACAAUAUAUGGUGCAAUAUCAGGUGCAUUUUCAAUGACAAUACUUUAUCCAUUAGAUGUUAUCAAAAGAAGAAUCAUGUUACAACGAAUACGAGUCGGUGCACCACGAUAUAAGAACUUUAUUCACUGUGCCUAUGUAAUCAUUAAAGACGAAGGUGUCUCUGCACUCUAUCGUGGAAUUAAGCCUGCCUAUGCAAAGGUAAUCCCAACCGUUAGUUUAAAUUUUGGAAUAUACGAAUUUGCUUUAUUAUUAUUUCCAAAUAAAUAA
This is a messenger RNA of Heterostelium album PN500, 972 nucleotides long. RefSeq lists its product as uncharacterized. Bases 1 to 972 code for a protein of 323 amino acids. Lineage: Eukaryota; Evosea; Eumycetozoa; Acytosteliales; Acytosteliaceae. The record is from RefSeq and is a predicted model, not a curated record. Gene Ontology annotation, biological process: transmembrane transport. The transcript is spliced from 3 exons.